Molecule: messenger RNA, 819 nt
Organism: Ictalurus punctatus (channel catfish)
Lineage: Eukaryota; Metazoa; Chordata; Actinopteri; Siluriformes; Ictaluridae
Product: ferritin middle subunit
Biological process (GO): intracellular iron ion homeostasis; iron ion transport
Cellular component (GO): cytoplasm
Molecular function (GO): ferrous iron binding; ferric iron binding
Source: RefSeq, marked provisional
UUCAGGGGUUCUUGCUUCAACAGUGAUUGAACGGAACCUCUUCUUCCUCCAAUUUAAACAUUCCACACUUCAGCGGUUUUUGUCGUAUAGAAUUCUAUUUUUGUACGUUUUGAUAAGAAAACGCUAAAACCAGCCGAAAUGGAGACUUCUCAGAUUCGUCAGAACUACCACCGCGACUGCGAGGCCGCCAUUAACAAGAUGAUUAACAUGGAGCUUUACGCCUCCUACACCUACACCUCCAUGGCCUACUACUUCACUCGCGAUGACGUCGCGCUCGAGGGUUUCGCGCAUUUCUUCAAAGAGAACAGUCACGAGGAGCGCGAGCACGCGGAGAAGUUUAUGUCCUUCCAGAACAAGAGAGGCGGCCGCAUUUUCCUCCAGGACGUCAAGAAACCGGAGCGUGAUGAGUGGGGCAGUGGACUGGAGGCCAUGCAGUGUGCUCUGCAGCUGGAGAAGACUGUGAACCAGGCUCUGCUCGACCUGCAUAAACUUGCAUCUGAUAAAGCAGAUCCUCAUCUGUGUGACUUCCUGGAGACUCACUACCUGAACGAGCAGGUGGAGGCCAUAAAGAAACUGGGUGACCACAUCUCCAACCUCACCAAGAUGGAUGCUGCCAACAACCGUAUGGCCGAGUACCUGUUUGAUAAACACACCCUGGGAGGAAAGAGUUAAAUUAACUCUCGUACAUUGACCUUUUUCAGUUUCUAACAAGAAACCUGAUCUGUCCAUGCAGGGUUGAGUUUAAACUGAAAAUAAAGCAUGGCAUUUCUGUGACUUGAAUCCUGACUGAUUCUGAUGAAUAAACAUUUUUGAGCCACA